Penicillium malachiteum is the source of this 216-nucleotide messenger RNA. RefSeq lists its product as uncharacterized. The record is from RefSeq and is a predicted model, not a curated record. The transcript has 2 exons. Bases 1 to 216 code for a protein of 71 amino acids. Lineage: Eukaryota; Fungi; Ascomycota; Eurotiomycetes; Eurotiales; Aspergillaceae.
AUGCGUGAAUCUAAGCCUCCGAUGAGCAAUGGUUGUGAUGGCCGACGCUGCAGACAAAGACAGAAUGGUAUAGUUGAAGCGAUGCGACGCCGGUUGCUGCAAAGUUUUAAUCGCCGCCAACCUCGAGAAGCGUCCUGUGGCAUGACCGAGAUCAUUCCUCUUGAAAAAGCCGUUAUCGGCCGAUUACGAUGGUGUCACCAAAAUGGCCCUACGUGA